This is a messenger RNA of Rattus norvegicus (Norway rat), 1885 nucleotides long. RefSeq names its product RNA binding motif protein 48 (gene Rbm48). The coding region runs from base 34 to 1149 and encodes 371 amino acids. NCBI's taxonomy places the organism in Eukaryota, Metazoa, Chordata, Mammalia, Rodentia, Muridae. Gene Ontology annotation, molecular function: nucleic acid binding. The transcript has 5 exons. The record is from RefSeq and is marked provisional.
GUUGUUCUGGCGCGGGGGCUUGAAGCCGGCAAGAUGGCCUCCAGUGACGGGAAACCCGGUGGCAUAUUCGACCACCACGUCCAGACAGCUGUGUGUGACUCGCGGGCCAAAUACAGGGAGGGCCGACGCCCUCGCGCGGUCAAGGUAUAUACCAUCAAUUUGGAGUCUCAGUACUUACUAAUACAAGGAGUUCCUGCAGUGGGAGCCAUGAAGGAAUUAGUUGAGAGAUUUGCUCUCUAUGGUGCGAUUGAACAGUAUAAUGCUCUAGAUGAAUACCCAGCAGAAGAUUUUACAGAAGUUUAUCUCAUUAAAUUUGUGAAAUUACAAAGUGCAAGGAUAGCUAAGAAAAAGAUGGAUGAACAGAGUUUCUUUGGAGGGUUACUUCAUGUGUGCUAUGCUCCAGAAUUUGAGACAGUUGAAGAAACUAGAAAAAAAUUAGAAGAAAGAAAGGCUUAUAUUUCAAGAGUUACUAAAAACCAAGACUAUUAUGUGACCAAGAAGAAACCAGUUCCAGAGCAAAAAGGAACAAAAGAUUCUAGACAAGACUUCCAUGCACAUAUGCCUGGAUUUUGUACACCUGCUUUAAACACAUCUCCCAAGAAUCCUUCAGAGAACUCAAGUCCUUGUCUUCCUUACUCUUGUGAAUUCCCUUUAUGCUAUUUUGCCUCCAAAAGCCCAUGUUCACCUGGGGAGCACACGGACAAAGCGUCAGACUCCUGCAAUAGUGCUAGGAACCGUGGUGAACUGCAGAAGCACCGUGACCACAGUGCCUUUCCCCCAAAACUACAGAUGAACACUUACAAAACUUCCGUCCCUUGCUCUAGUGUGCAAGAGGCCAUUGCUACUUCACAGGCAGUUGGCAGAUUUAUGCCUAGGACAACACAGCUGCAGGAGAGGAAAAGACGGCGAGACUGUGAUCGUGAACUUGGAACUUUUCUUGAAACAAACAUAAGCAGUAACGAGGUUUUGAUUGGACCUAAGUUACCAGGUAUUCCCACAGUAGAUCUGCAGGAUGACUCCUUGAAUACAACGGCAAACUUAAUUCGGAGUAAACUUAAAGAGGUGACUUCAUCUGUGCCGAAGCCUCCGGAGGACAAUGGUGAAGAUGUGUGUACAAGUCACCCACGAAAACAAAGAAGAAGAAUCUAGCUGGCCAGUGGGGAGUUAGUCUUGCCUUUUCUUUCUUUUUUCUUUUGAAUCAGGGUCUCCCUGGAGAGCCCUGGCUGGUCUGGAACUCGCUAUGCAGACCAGGCCGGCCUUGGGCCUCUGCCCCUGAGUGCUGGGAUUAAAGGGUGUGUGCCACCACACCCAACUAAACUGGUAUUUUCUGGAGAGAUUCUCUUUUAUGUCCGACCCAUUCUAAUUCUUUCAGGCAUCUUACUACUGCUGUUGUGAAGUGUUUCCUCUUAAACUGUCUGCAGAUAUUCCGUCUCUCUCAGUUCUGCACUCAGGGUGGCAGAGACUGUUCUCUUCACUCCACAGUAGUUAUGACAAUAUGCAAAUUGACUGAAACGGACAUGCAAAUGUGAUGCAAAUAAAGGAGAUCAGGGUCUCACUUUAAUUCAAGUGUUGAGCGGGUUGUGCUCAAAACUAGCAGGGGAGUUGUUUUUGAAUACCAGAGCUUCGAAAUGAAAGCAGGUCUGUAAAGAGAAAGUGCCAAUAAAACGUUAAAACAAAGUUGAUAAUAGAAACAUAUAUAAUGUAAUUUCUAAGACCAAUUUAUAUCAACUAUGGUGAUGUUUAAAACUAAUGAAGUUUGGAAAUUCUAGAUUUCUACACUAUCAGCAUAUCUGUGUUUUUUCUUCUGUCAGCAGACCACUGUGUAAUUUUGUUAGGCUGUUUCCAUUUUCUUUUCUAGGAAAAAAUAAACUGAGAAGACACGUGC